AUGGCGCUUCAACCAGGGACGCAGUCGCUGCCUCCGCCCGAUCUACCCAAGCUCGUUGCCGAGCAGAACCAGCCCAUCCCGAGCAGCGACAAAGACACGCAGCGCCUGAUUGUCGUGCUGUGCAGCGCGACCCUAGAGACGUACAAGGCAUCGCACAGCGUUGGUCGCGGCGGCGCCGGCCGCGAAGACAAGUUCAACUUGCUCAACAGCGACGAUCACAUUGGCGUCAUGCGCAAAAUGGGCCGCGACAUCAGCGAGGCCCGGCCCGACAUCACCCACCAGUGCCUGCUCACCCUGCUCGACUCGCCCAUCAACAAAGCGGGCAAGCUGCAGAUCUAUAUCCAGACGGCCCGCGGCGUGCUCAUCGAGGUCAACCCCACCGUGCGCAUACCCCGCACCUUCAAGCGCUUUGCGGGUUUGAUGGUCCAGUUGCUCCAUCGCCACCAGAUCCGCUCCACCACUUCCAAUGAGAAGCUUAUCCAGGUCAUCAAGAACCCCAUCACGGACCACCUUCCGCCCAACUGUCGCAAGGUCACCCUCAGCUUCGACUCAGAGGUCGUGCGCGUACGCGACUACAUCCAGGGCCUUCACACCGACGAGAGCAUCGCAGUCUUCAUCGGUGCCAUGGCAAAGGGUAGCGACGACUUUGCCGACAGCAUCAAGGACGACAGCAUCGCUAUCAGCCAGUUCAACCUCAGUGCCAGCGUUGCCUGCAGCAAAUUCUGCCACGCUGCUGAGGAUGUCUGGGGCAUCAUCUAA
Molecule: messenger RNA, 759 nt
Organism: Didymosphaeria variabile
Lineage: Eukaryota; Fungi; Ascomycota; Dothideomycetes; Pleosporales; Didymosphaeriaceae
Gene: NEP1
Product: 18S rRNA pseudouridine methyltransferase
Exons: 2
Coding region: 1-759 (252 amino acids)
Biological process (GO): rRNA base methylation
Cellular component (GO): small-subunit processome; nucleolus
Molecular function (GO): rRNA binding; rRNA (pseudouridine) methyltransferase activity
Source: RefSeq, a predicted model, not a curated record